AUGAUCAUCUCCACUCUUUUCUUCGUCACGAUAUUCACGUUCCUGCUCGCCUGGUGCACCCGUUCCCAACCCCGACCACCACUUCCACCCGGUCCUAAACCCUUGCCCUACGUUGGGAGCUUCAUCACUAUGAUUCAAAACAAGCCGGCGUUUAGAUGGAUACACAGGAUGAUGGAUGAAAUGGACACUAAGAUCCUAUGCAUUCGCCUCGGAAACGUCCAUGUUAUAUCAGUGAGCGAUCCAAAAAUCGCUUGUGAGUUCUUGAAGGAGAAAGAUGAGAUCUUCUCGUCAAGGCCCGAUUUCAUGUCGAGUUAUCUGACGAGCGAUGGUUACUUGACCACUGUCCUGGUUCCAUCGAGUGACCAUUGGAAGAAUAUGAGGAAAAUCCUAGCCGUAAAGAUUCUUUCAUCUACUAGGCACAAGUGGUUGAAAAGCAAGCGAGACGAAGAAGCUGAUAAUUUGCUUAGGUACAUUUACGAUCGGUGUGAGAUCAAUUUUACGGUCACCGGAGGGAUUAUGAACGUGAGGACUAUCGUGCAACAACACUCGAGCAACGUCACAAGGAAGAUCAUAUUCGGAAGUAGAUACUUGGGCAAAGGGAGUGUCGAUGGUGGACCUGGGGAAGAAGAAAUCGAGCAUGUCGAGUCACUUUUGAUCAUUCUGUCUUACGUUUACUCAUUCUGUGUGACAGAUUACUUCCCGUUCUUGCGAUGGAUAACCGAUCUCGAUGGGCAUGAGAAGAUCAUGAGGAACGCUAUUCGUACCGCAAGAAAACAUCAAGACCGUUUGAUCGAUGAAAGGAUUCAACAAUGGAAAGAUGGUCUUAUAACCAAAGAAGACGACUUGCUUGACGUUUUCAUCAACCUUAGAAACCCUAUUUUAACUGCAAAUCAAAUCAAAGCCCAAAUCCUUGAACUCAUAUUAGCAGCAUUUGAUAAUCCAUCGAAUUGUGUAGAAUGGGCAAUGGCAGAAAUGAUGAACCAACCGAGGAUUUUCGAUCGAGCGAUCCACGAGCUCGAUUCCGUGAUCGGAAAAGAGAAGUUGGUACAAGAAUCUGAUCUUCCUAAACUUAAUUACAUCAAAGCAUGUGUCAAGGAAGCUUUCAGGCUGCAUCCAAGUGCAGCAUUCAAUCUUCCUCAUGUUGCGGCGGUCGACACCACCGUCGGCGGAUACUUCAUACCGAAGGGUAGUCACGUGCUUUUGAGUCGUAUCGGACUCGGUCGGAACCCUGAAGUCUGGGAUGACCCUCUAACUUUCGAACCAGAACGUCACAUAGAUGGUGACAACGAAGUGGUACUCACAGACUACAACCUUCAAAUGUUGUCGUUUAGUUGUGGACGACGUGGGUGCCCAGGAGUGUUGUUCGGCUCGACCAUGACCGUAAUGUUGCUGGCUAGGCUAGUCCAAGGGUUCACCUGGGAGUUGCCACCCAAUGAACCUCUUGUUGAUUUGAAGGAGAACCUUCGAAAUGUAGCUAAGGCUGAACCAUUAUUCGCCCUCGUAAAGCCUCGUCUACCUCACCAUCUAUACCCCACAUGUUGA
Messenger RNA from Cynara cardunculus var. scolymus (artichoke), 1542 nucleotides. Its product is annotated as isoleucine N-monooxygenase 1-like. Lineage: Eukaryota; Viridiplantae; Streptophyta; Magnoliopsida; Asterales; Asteraceae. The transcript is spliced from 3 exons. Bases 1 to 1542 code for a protein of 513 amino acids. The record is from RefSeq and is a predicted model, not a curated record. Gene Ontology annotation, molecular function: heme binding; oxidoreductase activity, acting on paired donors, with incorporation or reduction of molecular oxygen; iron ion binding.